This is a messenger RNA of Bicyclus anynana (squinting bush brown), 1248 nucleotides long. RefSeq lists its product as uncharacterized. The transcript has 8 exons. The record is from RefSeq and is a predicted model, not a curated record. NCBI's taxonomy places the organism in Eukaryota, Metazoa, Arthropoda, Insecta, Lepidoptera, Nymphalidae. The coding region runs from base 120 to 1235 and encodes 371 amino acids.
UAAAAAAUCGGUAGUCUGUAAAGUCGGUUUACUGAACGUGACAACGUCAUAAGAAAAUACCAGAAAAUACUUUAUUUCUUUUAAAAAAAGUUGGCAACCCUUGAGCGAGGGAACGACGCAUGACGUUAUCUUUUUUCGAGUGUGCAGCCGGCACUAUCGAAUUAAAAGACGUUUUCACGUCAAAAAAUGCUGAUCAGUCACAGAGUUCCUGGCAGCGUGCGGUAGGCAAAGAGACGGUGUUAGCAGCCCUCGCGCGGUUGGAGCAGGACAUCGCUAACAGUGAGAAAUUGUAUCCAGCGCAGAGGUUGACCGUCGUAGCAGCGGAGCUUGAAACUAUACAGCAGGAAAUAAAAGAAUUCGAAGAAAUAACUGUUCCUAUGACCAAUGCUGAAUCGUAUUCAAAAACAAUGCAUCAGUUGUUCGUAAAUUUGGACCUAUACAAACGACCGAUGUUGGCAGCGGAAAAUGAAGAUUUUGUUGCUAAUGUUAACCGGAAGGAAAUGCGUAGAUUGGAGUUGUCCUGGCUUCGUAGUCGGGAGAAGGAAUUGCAACGAGACAAGCGACAGCUCCACGCUCAACUCCUGAGAAUACGAUCUUUAUACUCACAGCUGCAGCAGUUGCUAGGAGCGAUAUGGAGCGACGGUCAACGUCCAGAUGUAUCAUUAGAAGAAGAGUUUGAGCGAGUGCAUUCCCUACGCGACGGUCUGGCAAACGUCAGCAUGCGAUUAAAGGCGGCUGUGGAGUACGCGCAUUCGGCUCUGCGGCUACUAGAUGAUGCCCUUCCGGCUUGGAAGCUUGCUUCUAUUGGGAAGAGUGGUUGGGAGAGGACCGCCGCGUGUGGCGACGCGUGCAAGCUGCUGGUGCGCGCGCGCUGCCAGGAGCGCGGCGCUAGGCGGGUGCUGGCAGCGUCCGCGGCGCCCCGAGCCGCGCGCGCGCUGCGGCUGGCCUUGGACUAUGCCUUCACCGACACUGUGCAUGACCACAAAUAUCAAAGAGCGACAGAAAUAUUUUUACAAUUUAAGGAAUCACUAGUGCAAUUAGUUAAUUCAAUCCAUCAGGUUCUGCUCAAUAAUGUAGAAAACUUAGCAUUCACGGAAAAAGAGUUGGAGGAAAGUAGACGAAAAUUAAGAUCAGCAAGAGCCAAUGAUAUAGUCAAAAGAGGAUUGCAUGAUUUAGAAUAUGAUAUGGACACUCUUGAAAGGUUAAAAGGAUCCACUAAAGUUGUAGAUAAAUAGGUAGUAAAUUAAC